Miscanthus lutarioriparius is the source of this 336-nucleotide messenger RNA. Lineage: Eukaryota; Viridiplantae; Streptophyta; Magnoliopsida; Poales; Poaceae. The record is from the annotation of a GenBank genome assembly.
AUGGCCUCCACGAGGAGCACGACGGUGGUGCCGGAGCUGUCCCUGCCCUCCGGAAACGCGAGGCCGGUGCCGGUGAUUGGCCUGGGCACAGCGGCGAUAUUCCUCCCGCCGGAGGCCACCAAGAACGUGGUGCUUGCGGCCAUCGAGCUGGGUUUCCGCCACUUCGACACCGCCUACUUCUACGGGACAGAGAAGCCCCUCGGCGAGGGCGUCGCGGAGGCGGUGCGGCGCGGGCUCAUCAAGUCCCGGGAGGAGGUGUUCGUCACGUCCAAGCUGUGGUGCACGCAGUGCCACCCGGACCUCGUCCUCCCCUCCCUCCGGGAGACCUUGGAGUAA